AUGGCUUCCGACUCCUCUCCGGCGAACGUUCACGGUGCACCAUUGUCGCCUGAUAGUUUGGCUUCGAGUCCAAUAGGCAAUACAUUUUCCUCUCCCGGAGAUUCUAGGCGCCAGAAACGUGGCCGGCGAUCUUCUUAUGCUACACCCCCGCCGCCACCGUUGGAUUCCCGGUUCGCCACCCCUGAUGCUACUCCGACCACUUCAAACACAAAUUCCCGCCGGGGUCGGGGCCGAGGUAGAAGAUCCUCCACCACUCCCACAGCUGCAGCCACACCUUCGUCCACGGACGAUGCUCCACCUUCCUCUGAUGCUGGUGAUGGAGAUGAUAUAGAUGAGGCCCCGCCAAUGUAUGUAUGGGGCACUAACAUCAGCGUUCAAGACGUGAAUGCGGCUAUUUUGAGGUUUUUGAGGCAUUUCCGUGAAAAUCCGCAGCAGAUAGAAGGGAAAUACAUGCAGGCUAUUAAUCAUGCGAUUGAAAUCGAAGGCGAGUCACUUGAUGUUGAUGCGCAGGAUGUUUACGAUUAUGACAGCGAUCUUUAUACCAAAAUGGUUAGGUACCCACUCGAGGUUUUAGCCAUUUUUGAUAUUGUCUUGAUGGAUAUGGUCAGUAGAAUCAAUCCACUAUUCGAGAAGCAUAUACAAGCUAGGAUUUUCAACCUCAGGAGCUCAAUUUCACUGAGAAAUCUCAACCCAUCUGAUAUUGAGAAGAUGGUGUCUAUAAAAGGGAUGAUUAUCCGGUGCAGUUCGAUUAUUCCUGAGAUCAGGGAAGCUGUAUUUAGAUGUCUUGUGUGUGGUUACUACUCUGACCCAAUUGUCGUUGAUAGAGGAAGAAUCAAUGAGCCCACAAUUUGUGGAAAACAAGAAUGUCUUGCGAAAAACUCUAUGACCCUGGUUCACAAUAGGUGCAGGUUUGCUGAUAAACAAAUUGUUAGACUUCAAGAAACACCAAAUGAGAUCCCCGAAGGAGGGACACCUCAUACAGUAAGUUUGUUGAUGCACGAUAAGCUAGUGGAUGCUGGCAAGCCAGGUGACAGAGUUGAGGUUACUGGAAUUUACCGGGCUAUGAGUGUCAGAAUUGGGCAAACACAGAGGACUGUGAAGUCAAUAUUCAAGACUUACAUUGACUGUCUUCAUUUAAAGAAGACUGACAAAUCAAGAAUGGAUGUGGAAGACCCAAUGGAAACUGAAGAUGGAGCAAGUAGAAAUGAUAAUGACUCUUCUGUUGACUAUGAAGACAAGGUAGAGCUGUUAAAGGAGCUAUCUAAACAACCUGAUAUAUACACAAGGUUGACUAGGUCUUUGGCACCAAACAUAUGGGAGUUGGAUGAUGUAAAGAAAGGCCUUCUAUGCCAGCUUUUUGGUGGAAAUGCGUUGAAGUUGCCUUCUGGGGCUAGCUUCCGUGGAGAUAUCAACAUUCUUCUUGUCGGUGAUCCUGGAACGAGCAAAUCUCAGCUGCUCCAAUACAUACACAAACUGUCUCCUCGUGGUAUCUACACCAGCGGCCGAGGAAGCUCUGCUGUUGGAUUGACUGCUUAUGUUGCCAAAGAUCCUGAGACUGGAGAAACUGUUCUGGAAAGUGGAGCCUUGGUUCUGAGUGACAGAGGGAUCUGCUGUAUUGACGAAUUUGACAAAAUGUCAGAUAAUGCGAGGAGCAUGUUACAUGAGGUAAUGGAGCAACAAACUGUUUCAAUUGCGAAGGCAGGGAUCAUUGCUUCCCUUAAUGCUCGAACUUCAGUAUUGGCUUGUGCAAAUCCAAUUGGAUCACGAUACAAUCCUCGGUUGUCAGUGAUUGACAAUAUACACCUUCCUCCUACUCUGUUGUCCAGGUUUGAUUUGAUUUAUUUAAUUCUUGACAAGGCUGAUGAGCAGACAGACAGGCGCCUUGCAAAGCAUGUUGUGGCAUUACACUUUGACAAUCCCGAGAAUUCAGACCAUGAUGUUAUAGACCUUCCAAUUUUAACUGCAUAUGUGAGCUAUGCUCGAAAACAUAUACAUCCAAAGUUGUCAGAUGAAGCUGCAGAAGAGUUGACAAGAGGCUAUGUGGAGAUGAGAAGAAGAGGAAAUUUCCCUGGAAGCAGCAAAAAGGUGAUAACAGCAACACCAAGGCAAAUUGAAAGUUUGAUCCGCAUCAGUGAGGCGUUGGCCCGGAUUCGUUUCUCAGAAUGGGUUGAAAAACCAGAUGUCCUGGAGGCUUUUAGGCUUCUCGAAGUUGCACUGCAGCAGUCUGCUACAGACCACUCAACCGGAACUAUUGAUAUGGAUCUCAUUACAACUGGGGUUUCUGCAAGUGAGAGGAUGAGAAGGGAGAAUUUGGUAUCAACUACACGCAAUGUAAUUAUGGAGAAGAUGCAACUUGGAGGGCCCUCGACUCGCUUGUUGGAGUUACUGGAAGAGUUGAAGAAGCAAAGUGCAGGGGCUGAAGUUCACCUUAAUGAUCUUCGAAAUGCCCUUGCUACUCUUGCAAGUGAAGGACUUGUCGCUUUUCAUGGGGAUAGUGUAAAGAGAAUAUGA
Fraxinus pennsylvanica is the source of this 2511-nucleotide messenger RNA. The record is from the annotation of a GenBank genome assembly. Lineage: Eukaryota; Viridiplantae; Streptophyta; Magnoliopsida; Lamiales; Oleaceae.